GAUUAUUCACCACAAUUACAAUCCCUUCAACAAACAGAGGUCUCUCUCGUUCAACAAUGGCUUCCACAGCUACACCCUCUACUCUCACUCUAUCCUCACUUCUCUCACAAGAACUCAACCCCAAUUCCUUACUUUUCAAACCAAAGCCUCUCCUUUUCACACCCCACAAGUCCUUUUCUCUACACCCACUAAUCCUCCAUUACAAAGAAAGGAAGUCCAAUGGACCUAUUGUUGUUACUGCUGCUAUGGCUGCUGAAGCUGAGGUUGAUGAGGCUGUUGACGAAGAAGGUGGAGAAGGCGCUGUUGCUGUUGCAAUUCCAACCUCUAAGCCCAAGAAAGGCAAAGCUGCUUUGCCCUUGAAGAGGGAUAGAGUAUGUUGAACAACUCAUCUUUUCUCUUG
Nicotiana tabacum (common tobacco) is the source of this 400-nucleotide messenger RNA. Lineage: Eukaryota; Viridiplantae; Streptophyta; Magnoliopsida; Solanales; Solanaceae. The record is from RefSeq and is a predicted model, not a curated record.